CAGCCCGUCCGACGUGCAGUUACUACAACAGGCCCAGUAAACGAUGCUAGUAGAAAUCUUGCAUAAACACCCAGCCGUUUACCAGUAUUAAUCACUUGCGCGUCAGGAUGAUUAUAGAAAAUGUUGACGCUUUGAAAUCCUGGCUGGCUAAACUUCUUGAGCCCAUAUGUGAUGCUGACCCAUCUGCACUGGCAAACUACGUUGUGGCUUUAGUAAAGAAGGACAAACCAGAGAAAGAACUGAGAGCAUUGUGUGCAGAUCAGUUGGACGUUUUCCUCCAGAAGGAGACUACAGGGUUUGUGGAUAAACUAUUUGAAUGUCUAGCCACCAAAAAUUAUUUGGGAAAUCCACCUGCUAAAGAGGAGGUCAAAACCCCUUUAGUGCAGAAGAUUGAGGAAAAGGAAGAGUCUAAUCCUGUUGUAGAUGAUCUGGAGAACAGAAGACGAAGAAGCCCGUUAAGGAAUCGUUCAGACUUCAACGAAUCAAGGGCUAGAGAUGACCGAAGGAGAGAUGAUCGUAAGCGGCGGGAGAUGGACCGUCAUGGGAAGAGCGGAGAGUCGUACCGGGAGCGACAUGAGCGGCGGGGUGGGAGCUCACGGGGGCGGAGCUACAGUCGCAGCAGGAGUCGCAGCAACAGCCGUGGAAAGAGUCGAGAGAGAGAGCACAAUCAGAGAAGAGAGCACAGAUCCAAAUUCGAGCAGGAGCGGAAGGACGCUGAGCCCUACAACCCUUCCUCUGCUCACAUAGGUAACCCUCACCACCAGCAGUCUCAUCCACCCCCCCUGCUCCCUCUGCCCCUACCCCAGCACCAGUUCCCCUCCUCGGGGAGUCCCGCAAUCCCCAAAGCCGUAACUGUGGUAGCACCGGCUCACCUGCCCGACAGUACCUCAGAGAGUUGGUCCACAUACUUCAGCAACCACACAGACGGCAAGACAUUCAACAAGAGCAGUGCACCCAAACACCGCUGCAGAGACUAUGACGAGAAAGGAUUUUGUAUUCGAGGUGACCUCUGUCCCUUUGACCACGGUAAUGACCCCCUGAUCGUGGAUGACGUCACCCUUCCUACAAUGAUCCCGUUUCCGCCCCCACCAUGCCAGCCACGGAUGCCCAUGCCUCCCAUGACUGAACCACCUCCGGGCAUGCGCAUGCCGCCACCCCCUCACGGGCAGCCCCCGCCUCCGGGCAUCUACCCCAUGCCAGGACCCCUAAUCCCAGUCACUGGGAUAGACACUCCUCACACCAGAUCUAGCACAUCCUCUCCUUUGGCCCUGCCUGGAGUGGGACCACCUCCUCCUUCCUCAUCUUCCUCCUCUUCUGCUUCUCUUCACCCUCAAUACACUUUGUCUGAAUACAACUAUGACCCUGAGGCGUAUAACCCUGAAUCUCCGGGGCUGACCGGGCCAGGCAGAGCUCAGUACCGUCAUUUCAUCCCUCGCAUCCAGACACAGAGACCCAACCUUAUCGGCCUCACCUCCAGUGAUGGACAGACUUGCCGAGCAGCUAAUAUCGUGAUCCAAACGGAGCCGGCUGUCACAAGUGUGUUGAGCAGUGAGAUGAGGUACAGCUCUGAGCAGGAGAACAGAAAGCGAAGUCUGCCAACUACAGAUGCCGGACCACUGGCCAAAAAACCCUGGAUGGACAAGCAAAAUUUCAAUAACCAACAUAAACCCAACUUCCCAAAGAAGAACCAUUACGUCAACACCAAACUAGAGGUCCGCAAAAUCCCCCGAGAGCUGAACAACAUCACCAAACUCAACGAGCACUUCAGCAAGUUUGGAACAAUAGUCAACAUUCAGGUGGUGUUUGGGGGCGACCCGGAGGCGGCCUUGAUCCAGUAUACAGCCAAUGAGGAGGCGCGGAGGGCCAUCUCUAGCAUUGAAGCCGUUCUGAACAACCGCUUCAUCAGAGUGUACUGGCACAGAGAGGCCACAGCCAACACACAGGAACAGGGACCCAGUCAGGGCACAAACCCUGUCCAACAGCACCCCAUCACAAACAAGGUUAUUAAUAUGCAGCAGCACAGUGCAGGAUCUUACGUGCUGAACAAAACCUUCAACAAACACCAGACCACCACAGGAACUGCUGAACCUACCACCCCUUGCCAAGAGCCCUCAGUGGGCUUGACGCCACCAAGUCUACAAAAGGGUCCGUUCUCGCGCACAGUGUUGAAAACCGCAUCAAAGUCAUUGGGAAAGACGGGCAAAGCGCUGGAAGCUCAGGAUGUGCUAAAAAAGAAGCAUGAGGCAUUGAAACUGCAGCAGGACAUGAGAAAAAAGAAACAAGAAAUGCUGGAAAAACAGAUUGAAUGCCAGAAGGUGCUGAUAAACCGCCUGGAGAAGAACAGAGGGAUGAAGCCAGAAGAGAGAGCUAACAUCAUGAAGACGUUGAAAGAACUGACGGAAAAGAUCUCUCAACUGAAGAAUGAGAUUAGCCCGGCUUCAAAAGCUCCAGCCAGCACAACACAAGCAAAAUCCAAAACAGAUGCACAGAAAGAAUUGCUGGAUGCAGAGUUGGACUUUCAUAAGAAGCUCACGUCAGGAGAGGACACCUCAGACCUGAAAAUGAGGCUGGGUCAGCUGCAGGUGGAGGCAACACGGCUGGGACUCAUAACUGCUGGGCGUGGCAAGCCACUGGCAGCUCCAACCCGAGGCAGAGGGAGGGGCCGAGGGCGGAGCCUCAGGGGGCGUGGAGGAGCCAAUCACAUGGUUGUGGACCACCGGCCACGGGCCAUCACCAUUAUUGGCUUAACACAGGAAGAGAAGGAAGAGCUCAUGCCACAUUUCGUGAAAUUUGGCGAGAUUGAGGAGCUUCGUGACCAAGAUGCAACCAGUGUCGUGAUGACCUUCAAAACCCGCUGUGAAGCCGAGAACGCUGCAAACCAAGGAGCGAAGUUCAAAGGUAGAAUUCUACAGAUCUCAUGGUACAAACCUAAAAUUCCAUCUCUAUCCACUGAACCAGUUGAGGAGUCAUCAAAGGAAGACGUCAAUGCUGCUGGAUUACAUGAGCCAGUCAGCCCCUUCCUGCUUCCAGAGGAAGAGGAAGAAGAGGAUGAUGAAGACGAUGAAUAUGAGAGUCGCUCGUGGAGACGAUGAGGAAGUGGAAUCAACGUCACUAUUCUGUAUUGAAAAGGACUCUCAUAAUUGGGUUUUGUUUUUCAAAAAGGCUAAUUUAUGCGUGUGUGAUUAAGACAAAAAGGUCUUACUUUUUCUCAACGGUUUUUAGUAUUUCAGAGGCUGAUGGUCUAAGCAACAGCAUUUCCUUAAAAGGAAAAAUAUGUGAAUGUGAGACGUAUGUGGACACUUGCAGUGUUUCUGUCACUUUGAAAUCUGCGUUUAUAUAGAUAUAUAUAUGUAUAUAUAUAUAUCAAACUCUCACUUUUGCUGAGAUUGAAAUCAACAUUUUGUUUCACUGUGCAUGACCAGAUAUCAGUAAUUCACAACAUUUGUGACUACUGUGAAUUUUGUUUUUUAAAUAUCUGAUUAAGUUUUUUCUUGCCCAGUGUUUGAUAGAUGUCAAACAUAUGAUUUAACGUGAAAAUGAAUCUGCACUUUGGCCUCAACCCUUGUUUCUUCAGUUCUUGAUGGAUGCACUCAUCAGACACCAUUCCCAUUAAAGGCAUCUCUUUCCUUUAUGAAGAAAUGAUAUGCCAUCUUGCCAUCAAACCCUUUCAAAACACUUUUUGUAUCUGCUCUAAAGUUUAGGCAAUAUAUAUCCCUAAAUGGAUUAUUAUUUUUCUUCUUAUCGAGAUUAAUAUGCCACCGUCUGUAAAUAGGAAUUUGGUCAGUGUGUCGGACUGUUCAUAUUUAUUUCUCACAUUCUGAGGAUGUUCCAAAACCAAAAGGUUUUGAGAAAAUAAUCGUAUUGUUAAUUGAGGUCAGAUAUGAACAGAGGUGUUUUGAAUGAACUCUAAAUUGAUUUUCACUUAAUUUAUGCCUUACAUUGUCGUGUACCGCUGACUUUUUACGAGAUUUGUGUCUAUUUUUUUGUUGUGUAAAUUUUGUAAAUGAAUGCAGUAGAAACGACUGUUCACUAUUAUUUUAACCGUUAGAAUGAUUUCAUCUGUUGUUACAUGAGGCUUAUUUAAGUGACUUUUCAACUUGGUCAUGCUUUGUUUUUGACUCUCAAGCUAAGAUAAUUACACAAUGCUUUGUAGAUUUGUACUUCAGUUCAUAUGUUGAUACCUUCAUGUAACGUUUUAUUGCAUCAUCUAGUUUUUGGCACUCCAAAAGCCUGGUCCUGCAGAAAUGGGUUGAAUAUGUGUCAGUUUCUGUAACCUUAUUAUCAAUAGCAUGCUGGCACCUGUAUGAGUGUGCACGCUGGGGGGAAAAAAGAAAAUAUAAUGUGUGUUUGCAAAUAUAUUUUUUUAAUUAGCAUAUUUACAUACUUUGCUAAAAAUGAUUAAAAUAUAAGUUUAUAGAUCCUUUAAUGAAGAACCAGUGUUAAACUUUGAAACCUUCCCAUAUAAACUGUUGAUUUAACAUUUAAUAGCAUGUUACUAUGCUGCUUGAAUUCAAUCAUUCAGUGAUCUAUGGAUUGUACAUAAUGUGUUCUUCAAAGUCUCUCAAGAAAGUCUAAUUUCUCUUUCUCAAUAACUCAUGUUAGAUCUGGCAGAUCAUCGUAAUGUUGGUUUUGUACACAAAAGAGUCUCGUAGAAAGACUCCAGACUGUGUGUAUGUGUAUUUGAAGAAUGGGUUUCAUUCAUUUGUAUAUCCCUUUAACUGCACCACAUUAGUAUAAUGUCAUACGUUUAGCGUAAAUAGAUUUUGACUUUGUUACUGUUUAUACAUUUAAAAUCUAUGGAUGUAUUUUUGAGUUCUCUGUUUGUAAAAUGGAUUUCUAACAGUCGCAUGUUUGCUAAUCAAUAAAGAUAAUGGAAUGGGGGUGAGGAAGAGGAAUAUCAAGAAGAAGAAAAAAGAGAUUAAAGUUCAAUUGGCCAGAAAUAAAGAUAAAGUUAAACAAGCAGAAAAGAAAAGCUCAUCUGAGAGAAAAAAAAAGUUCCAUGAUCCAUUCCAUGAAUUAUU
Xyrauchen texanus (razorback sucker) is the source of this 5021-nucleotide messenger RNA. It is a transcript of the gene rbm27, whose product is annotated as RNA binding motif protein 27. The record is from RefSeq and is a predicted model, not a curated record. Gene Ontology annotation, cellular component: nucleus. Gene Ontology annotation, biological process: mRNA processing. Gene Ontology annotation, molecular function: metal ion binding; RNA binding. NCBI's taxonomy places the organism in Eukaryota, Metazoa, Chordata, Actinopteri, Cypriniformes, Catostomidae.